Pogonomyrmex barbatus (red harvester ant) is the source of this 1713-nucleotide messenger RNA. RefSeq names its product odd skipped (gene odd). Gene Ontology annotation, cellular component: nucleus. Gene Ontology annotation, biological process: regulation of transcription by RNA polymerase II; embryo development. NCBI's taxonomy places the organism in Eukaryota, Metazoa, Arthropoda, Insecta, Hymenoptera, Formicidae. Gene Ontology annotation, molecular function: DNA-binding transcription factor activity, RNA polymerase II-specific; RNA polymerase II transcription regulatory region sequence-specific DNA binding. The record is from RefSeq and is a predicted model, not a curated record.
CUGUUCUCCGACACUGCGCUCACCUGCGUCAGCGUACAACGUUGUUCCCGUUUCCGAACGAAUGACUUAUGUGGACCUUGCGAGCGAGACGAUCGUUUUCGAAGUGACGGUCGUUUUUAGUGCGAAUAAACUUUAUUUCGCUUUUGACACUUGGAGGUGCCGAGAGUACAAGGAGGAUACAAAUGGAGACCAAGACCGAGCCGCUGACGCCGCCACAAACGCCACCGACAAUCGAUAGAUCGAUGCAUCAGCCCCAACAUCCGCAUCCGCAUCAGCAUCAGCAUCAGCUUCAACAUCAACAGCAACAUCAGCAGCAACAGCACGUAGUUUUUUCAACCACCAAGUGGACCAAGUCGGGCCUCUUCACCAACAGAUAUUUCCAGCAACAACAGCAACACGUCCAGACGCAUAAUCCUGGAAAUUAUCCGAACGCUCUCUUUGAUAAUUGGUUGAGGAAUACGGCUAUAGGCUUAGCCGUUAGGAAUUGUUGCUCCCAAGCACGUCCUCUGUACUAUCAUCAUCAGGCCCAGCCGAAUAUAUUUCCGGUGCCGCCACCACCACCGCCGUUCCUCACCCGAAGAUCAGCGGGUCAGAGACCUAAGAAACAGUUCAUCUGCAAGUUCUGCAAUCGGCAUUUCACAAAGAGCUACAACCUGCUGAUUCAUGAGAGAACGCACACUGACGAGCGACCGUAUUCCUGCGACAUAUGCGGGAAGGCCUUUCGCAGGCAGGAUCAUCUGAGGGAUCAUAGAUAUAUACACAGCAAGGAGAAGCCGUUUAAAUGCAACGAGUGCGGUAAAGGGUUCUGCCAAAGCAGAACUUUGGCGGUUCACAAGGUCAUGCAUAUGGAGGAGUCGCCGCAUAAAUGCACAGUAUGCGGCCGGAGCUUCAAUCAAAGGAGCAACCUGAAGACGCAUCUUUUGACGCACACAGACGUUCCGCAAGAUCUCAGGAUCGAGACUUCGGUGUCAUCGGAUUCAAGGAUGUCCUCGACAGAGAUUAGACAAAUGGAACGAGUGAACGGCCUCCUGCCAAUUCCAAAGAAGAAUACACACACCAAACUGGGUUUUACUAUAGAGGACAUAAUGAGACGCUAAGGCAUUAUGCCUUUAAUUUAAAUCUGCGUGCAUUGUCCACUUUCUCUUUUCUUUGUAUCAUAGUUUUUCAAUUUCUACUCAGGAUUGAGCGAAGUUAAAUUGACUCAUUCUUGUUACGCAGAGUGUCCCAAAUCUCCCGUGAAAUCCCGGUCAAGGCUCUCGAGGUCAUUUUAGGACGAAAAUCUUAAUGUCAAAGUGUUAAAUAGUUUUCAAUUAAAUUAGAAAUCGUUAAAGUUGAACAAUUAAAUGAUCUGAAAACGAUUCACGUGCUCAGGCAUGACAUAUUGCAUAACAGUAUGAAAAUUGUCGCAUAUUUAUUAUACAUUUUAUAUUAUAUCCUUAACAGCAUUGUGUAUUAGGAUUUUCAUCUCGAGAUAACUUCAGGAAUCUGUUAUAUAUUAACGGUUGUUGUAAAAGAUCUAGGGCACUCUGUAUAUUUUAUUAUUGCUAAUUAUAUGUUUUAUCUUACAUGUUUUUCUAGUGUCAGCUGGAUUGGCCUUUAAAAGUAUUGAAACAUUUUUUUAAUUUUUUUACAUUGCUAUUGAUUCAGGACCUAGUGAACCAAUUCUGAUAAACUUCAAUCAACAAUUAAUUCAGUUGAUAAUUAUGAAUAAUA